Molecule: messenger RNA, 752 nt
Organism: Jaculus jaculus (lesser Egyptian jerboa)
Lineage: Eukaryota; Metazoa; Chordata; Mammalia; Rodentia; Dipodidae
Gene: Nrl
Product: neural retina leucine zipper
Exons: 3
Coding region: 39-752 (237 amino acids)
Biological process (GO): regulation of transcription by RNA polymerase II
Cellular component (GO): nucleus
Molecular function (GO): DNA-binding transcription factor activity, RNA polymerase II-specific; RNA polymerase II cis-regulatory region sequence-specific DNA binding
Source: RefSeq, a predicted model, not a curated record
GUUCUGGAGAGGUGCACCUCACCCAGACCAAUCCCAAAAUGGCACUGCCCCCUAGCCCCCUGGCCAUGGCAUACGUUAAUGACUUUGACCUGAUGAAGUUUGAGGUAAAGCGGGAGCCUUCUGAAGGGCGAUCUGGUCCCCCCACAGCCUCUCUGGGUUCCACACCUUACAGCUCAGUACCUCCUUCACCCACUUUCAGUGACACAGACAUGGUGGGGGGCAGCGAGGGCACCAGGCCAGGCCUGGAGGAGCUGUAUUGGUUGGCCACCCUGCAGCAGCAGCUGGGGACUGGGGAUGUGCUGGGGCUGAAUCCUGAUGAAGCCAUGGAGUUGCUGCAGGGUCAGGGUCCAGUCCCUGUUGAGGGGCCCCACAGCUACUACCCAGGGAGCCCAGAAGAGACAGGAGCCCAGCACGCCCAGCUGGCCGAGAGGUUUUCGGACGCAGCGCUGGUGUCCAUGUCCGUGCGCGAGCUGAACCGGCAGCUGCGGGGCUGCGGGCGCGACGAGGCGCUGCGGCUGAAGCAGAGGCGCCGCACGCUCAAGAACCGCGGCUACGCGCAGGCCUGUCGCUCCAAGCGGCUGCAGCAGCGGCGCGGGCUGGAGGCCGAGCGCGCCCGCCUGGCCGCGCAGCUCGACGCCCUGCGCGCAGAGGUGGCCCGCGUGGCCCGCGAGCGCGACCUCUACAAGGCGCGCUGUGAUCGGUUGGCCUCCGGGGGCCCCGGGGCCGGGGACCACACCCACCUCUUCCUCUGA